This is a messenger RNA of Teleopsis dalmanni, 3923 nucleotides long. RefSeq names its product vascular endothelial growth factor receptor kdr-like. Lineage: Eukaryota; Metazoa; Arthropoda; Insecta; Diptera; Diopsidae. The record is from RefSeq and is a predicted model, not a curated record. Gene Ontology annotation, biological process: positive regulation of kinase activity; multicellular organism development; cell surface receptor protein tyrosine kinase signaling pathway. Gene Ontology annotation, molecular function: transmembrane receptor protein tyrosine kinase activity; ATP binding. Gene Ontology annotation, cellular component: signaling receptor complex.
CUUACACAAAAUUCAUAAAUAAGCCUACGAUAAUAUCAGAUUCAUAUGGACAUGGGAUCGAGGGUGAAAAUUUUACUUUGAUCUGUCAAGUCAACAUUGCACAUGAUGUCCGAUACACCACGGAAUGGGAGACACCAAAAGGAAUUGAUAAGGACCGCAAGAUUGUUUCUAGUUCAAUACUUGAUCUGAAAUUGUAUCGAGGAAGGUCAAAUCUUACGAUUACAAAUGCUAAAAAAUCAGACUCGGGCAUUUACAGAUGCAAGGUAACGGAUCACGGAAAGAAUUCAGCACAGAACACAUUUACAAUGACAAUUUUGCAAAAAGGCGAAAGCUAUAUUAACAUAAGCGAACCGAAUAAUUACUACACAAUAACAAGCAGCGCUAACCAAACAAUACAAAUGAAUGUCAAAUAUCGUGGUUAUCCUUGGCCAAGUUUAAGGUGGGCUAAACCCGAUGGCACUGAAAUUAGCAAUACCCACAAAUAUGAAAUAACAACAACAGACUCGUCAAUCACACUUAAGAUCAUGAAAACAGAGUUACUCGAUAGCGGAAUUUACACAUUGAACGCGUCCAACGGCGUCAUCACUAAGCAAUUACAAUUUAGAGUUAACAUCAAGGAUUCACCUAUCGUCAAUGUAGAUGAUAUAUAUGUUAGAGCCGGUGAAUUAGCAAGCUUGACGUGUAAAGUCACCUCAUUCCCAGCUGCUAAUGUUUCAUGGACAUUUACACCUUGUAAAAUAACACCACGUUGGCCAUCCUGUGACAGGCGUUACAAUCAAAAAUUGAAAUCGGAACCAGCACGCUUCGGUAAUGCAACAAUUGAAUAUUUUUAUGAUGUACACUUCAUACCUACACAACCUGGCAUCAUACAUUGCGAAGCCAAUAACUCGAUUGUUAAUGCUGCGAGUGCACAUGUUUUGAUAGGUGAUAUUAAUGAGAAUAUAACAAUUUAUGGCAUUGAUGAGGACACUAAAAUUGCCCGUGAUGAUGAUAUAACAUUAACCUGUGCAUCUUUAGCUUAUUACUUCAAAGAUAUAAGUUGGUAUAAGGACGGUGAACUAAUAACAACAAGCAAUGAUAGUGAUAUCGAAGUUGAAACAUCGGCUACAGAAUAUUCGUAUAAAAAAGUGCUUCAUUUUAAAACUCAAGACAAACAUAGUGGUACUUAUGAAUGUCGCGCUGCUUACUCUAACAGUCCCGCUAUCGAAAGCAGAACAAUCAACAUUUUUGUGCAUGAACCUAACGCACCUAAACUUAUAUAUACAAAUAUGAUACCCGAUACAAAAUUAUCAAAGAAACUGUAUCAAUCGUUGGAACUGAUUUGCGAGUCCGAAGCAUUACCGCUUGCCAGUGUCUAUUGGUACAAAGACGGUAUAAUGCUUAACAGUGAGAAUGGCACCAAUAGUACCAAUACCUACAGCAUACCGAUACUGAAGCCCGACGACAAGGGUCUUUACACAUGUGUUGUAUCAAAUCGUGUGGGUCAAGUCGAAGCAAGUGUUAUGGUGGAAAUCACAGAUUUGCCUGUACUCCAAACAGGCUGGAUAGCUCUCAUUUCACUCCUUGUGAUAAUGUUAAUAGCAGUUUGCAUUUAUCUUGGCAUCAGGAUUCUUCGUGAGCGCAAACUUUUGCGUGAACUUAAAGCUGCUGGUUUAGCCAACUUCGAAGAAGGUGCCGUAGCACAAAUUAAUCCUGCUUUAUCACUUGAUGAACAAGCCGAUCUAUUGCCAUAUGAUCGGGGAUUCGAAUUCCCACGUGACAAACUAAAGCUGGGUAAACAGCUUGGAGCAGGGGCUUUCGGUGUUGUACUAAAAGCACAUGCAGAAGGCAUAAAACCGGAUGAAAAGGAGACUGUUGUUGCUGUAAAAAUGGUUAAGCGUACAGCUGAUAAUGAAGUCGUAAAAGCUUUAGUGUCCGAGUUAAAAAUUAUGGUACAUUUAGGUCAACAUUUGAAUGUUGUUAAUUUAUUGGGCGCCUGUACCAAAAAUAUUGCCAAACGUGAACUCAUGGUUAUUGUUGAAUAUUGUCGCUUUGGCAAUCUACAGAAUCUGCUUUUGAGAAAUAGGAAGAGUUUUAUAAAUCAAAUUAAUCCGCUGACACAAAAAAUUGAUCCAACAAUUACUCAACGAUUUUCCGACAAUUUAGACUAUGCACAUGGUGGCGUAAAAUAUGUUAACCUUAAUUUUUCCAAUCAUCAAUACAUUAAUCAUAUGAACAACAAUUACGCUAUGAAUAAUCACAGAAAUACCGAUAAUGAUCCGCGUUCUGGUACACGCGCUGGACGUCCAAAUUCAAGUGGUUAUAUGAGGCGCUCAGAUUUAUAUGAGGGACAUGUCGACAGUUGUGCAACAGAACAAACUGUAAUGACAACAAUACCAGAUGAUGAAAAUGUAUUAUCAAAUAAUUCUGUUCAACCUGGUUGGCGUUCGAAUUAUAAACCCGAUUCAACGGAAUCUAUGACAUUCACAACAUCUGAUUUAUGUUCAUGGGCUUUCCAGAUCGCACGAGGUAUGGAUUACUUGUGCUCGAAAAAAGUUCUACAUGGAGAUUUGGCUGCACGAAAUAUACUACUCAGUGACGAUAAUGUCGUUAAGAUUUGCGAUUUUGGUUUAGCUCGUUCAAUGUAUAGAAAUGAUAAUUAUAAAAAACAGGGCGAGGCACCAUUACCAUUAAAAUGGCUGGCACUUGAGUCACUUACUGAUCACAUUUUUAAUAAAUAUACAGAUGUUUGGUCAUAUGGUAUCGUGUUGUGGGAAUUAUUUUCAUUGGCAAAGGUUCCAUAUCCUGGUAUGCAUCCAAAUCAAUCGUUAUAUGUAAAGCUAAGAGAUGGGUAUCGUAUGGAAAAGCCACCAUUUGCAAAUGAUGCGAUUUAUGAAAUUAUGCUUGAGUGCUGGAGCACAAAUCCGGAAUCGCGACCACUAUUUAAUGUACUAGAAAAACGUUUCGGACGUAUGCUUGGUGAUGAAGUGACAAAUCAUUACGUUGAUCUCAAUGAGGAAUACUUACGUUUUAAUACAGAAUAUAUGAAACGUAAUCCAACAGACUACUUGGCUCUUAUGGGCUCUCCCGACGAGAUGGCACCACCGCCACCAAGAUAUGUUAAUGGACAUAUAUUACCUGAAAUACGUAUUGACUCAUCUGAUGAUUAUUUACAAAUGAGCACCAAUUCCGGCACAGCCAUCUUCUCACCAACACGUCCGAAAGAUUAUGAAAAUAGUGGCAAUGAAAAUGAUCCAAAUAAUACGAUAUCAACUACUUCUUUCACAUUCCCAGAUGCAGCAGUACAACAGCAUUCUCCAACAUUAGCCAAUAAUAUGGAUAAUCCAAUUAAUAAGAAUCGCAAGAAAGAAGGUGUUACACCAGAAGAAAUACCUAUGCUACAAAACGCAAAUCAUAACUCAGAUGGCGAACAUAGUCCAGAACAAUUACGUAAAUUUUCAAAUGUACCCACACCAUCGCCCCGACAUAACAUCGUCGAGACACAAUUAAAUGGUGAUGAUAAUUACGUAAAUGUUAAAUCACCAAAAGCAGCAUUAUAUAAUAAUGGAGCGCGAACGCCAGAUGCUUUCUCAAACCCAAGCUAUCAGGUACUGAAGACUGGCAACGAUGGCAACAAGAAGUAGAUUUGUAAAUAAGAAAUUGGGUGGGACUUUAAAUUAAACAAAACGGGGAAAUUUUAGUAGUAUCACUUGAGAUAGUUUUAUGUAUGAGGUUAGUUUAAGACUUAGUUUAUGAAAAUUGGCCAAUCUCGGAAAUGUAUAUAACAAAUACAAAUAUCUAAGUUGUAAAAGUGUCUAUAUUAAAUUAUCAUAUAUGUGUUUUAAUCUAAGCAAAGCAUUACUUUAGUUAAAAGUCGUAGAUUAUCAAAACUUCUGUUAUAUUUACUUUUAAAUAGACUUAUAAUCAUUUAAAUAGCUAUAGAU